Molecule: messenger RNA, 3246 nt
Organism: Cryptosporidium ubiquitum
Lineage: Eukaryota; Apicomplexa; Conoidasida; Eucoccidiorida; Cryptosporidiidae
Exons: 1
Coding region: 1-3246 (1081 amino acids)
Source: RefSeq, a predicted model, not a curated record
AUGUCUGGUCAAAAAGUAGUCAACAAUAUAUGUGGAUUUGAAAAGAAAAGCCUGGACAUUAUUAAGACUAAUCUCGAAACACUUUUGAGCAGAAAACAUAUAUUAGACAAUGCGGUAAUACAAGAAUGCUUCAACAAGGACAUACUUGGAUUUUCUUUGGAUUCAGUCUCAAACUUGGAAGAAUUAAAGGAAAUUAGCUCAAGCUUGCUUGGAAAAGAUCCUAGCUCUGGUAAAAAAGAACUAAUGCUUGCAAUUUGCCUCGGAGCUGGAAUAUCCAAUAUUUUUAAUAUUUCUGUAUAUUCGGAGGAAGGAAAUGAAAUAGAUCUGGAUGUUUUCCAUUCAAAUGAGAACAAGAAGCUUGACGAGGAUGAAUUAAUGAAUAAUUUGCUUGAUGCUUCAAAAUUGAUAAUGGAGUUUCUAGAAACUGGGCGUGAAAAAGAUAUUUUUAUCAAGCCAAUUUUCAAAGCUGAGCGUACAACUUUGAUUUUACGUGACCUCGAGAACGAUGUAAUUGAGGAUGAAAUUUUUGACCUUCUGAAAAAAUGCCCCCAUUUCUAUUCAUUAGAAGCCGCUUCUAACGAUAAGACUGCCGAAAAUAGUACAGAAGCUGUAAGAAAAUUGGUUGUUGAUUUCCGAAAAGAAGUGCAUGGUACCUGGUUUAUUACACUUAAAACUGAAGAUUUAACCACAAAGGUUGCCUUAUGGUUGCGUAGUCAAAAACUCAGAGACCACAACAGCUCUCCAAUAAAAGUCGGAAUCAAAUCUGAACACCCCAUUGCUAGUCUUUUGUCUGUAUUAUCAAUGAGCAAGAGCCCCCAAUAUUUAAGCAACAGAAUGAACAACUUGCAAAUUUCUGGAUCUGAAGUAAGCACUGGAAUCGCUCCAAUGGUGGCAACUUUACAUGCUUCUCUUCCCAAUAGACCUCCAAUUAUAUCAGGUAAUGAGCUUGGAGGUUUAAAUACCGGAAACUGCCUAAUAGGAGUUGAAGAAGCCACUGCAGAUGGUCUUCCUUCACAUAAAGGAGUUGUAAUGGGAGGUGUUAGCCCCAAGAUGGGAUAUAUGAUGAAUAUUUCGGGAUAUUCCAACAAUAAGUUCAUUCAAUCACACCCUCAAAUAAACGGAGCUGGCUUAGAGAAUCAACAACCACCUCAAGGCGCAGUUAGUGAGCCACAAAAAGCUAUGGAUAGUCUGAGCAGUCAGAAUCACGAGCAUAUGGCCACACCAGUUCCAAUGAUGUAUCAAUAUCAUAGAGGUAUAGGAAGAGCUAUUGAAGUUCCAAAUCCUACAAACCAUUUAAAUAUAUAUGGAUCGAUACUUGGAGCUCCAAAUGGUGGCGUGAUUGCGCCAAUAGUAGUAGUUCCUGGAACUACGAUGCCGGGAACCUUACCUGCUUCAACACCUUCUUCUCCAAUAAUGGAGAUUAAUUCACCAAAUAUAUGCAAGACUGAUGCACCAGAGUCUACCGAAGCGGAUUACCCACGUUCAAAUUCCAAUUCCCCUAAGAGACAUGAACAAAAGAGAAGGGGUUCCAGGACCUCCGAGUUUAGUGACUCUGAUGCACGAAACUUAUCUCCAAAUAAUAGUAGUAAUAGAAGAAAUAGCCGAGAGACCAUCUCCAGUGUUUUGGCAGCAAGCGAAGUUGAUAACUGUGUAGUCUCUCCAGUAAUUGAUGGAAUUAACUCAGUUAUAAGAGGAAUUCCUCAAGGAGCUACUACAUUGAUUCACGGAAUAACUCCCUUUUACUACGGAGUCUCUGGGUUGCCUGAGGUCCAGCCGGUCAAUUUGCAGUAUAUAGGUGUGCCACAUCCUGGUUCUCACCCCCCCCACGUCUUUAUUCAUGGGAAUCCACAAUUACAAUAUCAACACCAAAUGGAUAUUGGGAUUUCCGGAUCUGGUCAAGGAAAUCCUGUGAAUUUUGAAUCAGGUCCAUCAAAUCCUAAAUUAGAUUCCGAGACUAAUAAGUUCAACGGCCAACAUAACCUUCCCCGAAUACCAGCAGUAUUCCCUACUGGCUACUACCAAAAUACUCAAUAUAUCGGGGAAGAUUCUUUUGGGUUCAUAGGAAGCCAUAGAUUUCCUGUUGGAAACUUUGCAUUUAAUAAUGCAGGUACUUUGAUUUCAGCCGGAGGAGUAGGUAAUACUUCUGCUGUACCUGAAAACUUAGUGAACCAGGGCCAAAAUUUUUGGGUAAGUAAUCCUGCAAAUAGUAAUAAUACUGGAAACCAGAGAUUUAAGUUCAAUAAUCGAAAGAAUAACGGCUCCAGUGGUAGUCGUGCAGGUACUAAAACCAACCAAAACUCUAAAAAGAAUAACCAUUUAAAGCUUUCUGGAAAUGGAGGUAAUCCAGAAAAUCCAAACUUUGUAACAAAGGUAGGAUCAAAAACGGGAGCUGUCUCCCAACUUCUCGGAAAUGACUCAAUUCCAAAGCAUGCUGAAAUAGACCAAAAUGAGCUUGCAGAAGCAUGCUCCACCAAUAGCUCUAAACAAGACCCGAAUUACAAAAAAGAAAAUCCUGAGUCCUUUCCGUCUGAAAGGCAUGCAAAAGACUACCCAUUUGGAGCCGGAGAACCGACAAAUGAUUCCUCUCAUGCUGUUUUAAAUGAAAAUAACCAGAACCAAAGUUGCAAGAAACUCCAAGAAAAUUCGUCAGAGCUAACAGUAAAUGAGCUCCCAGGUAAACAACAAGCAUUUGGAAAGAUUUUUAAAUCCUUUGUAAGUUCUGGAAACAAGUCAAAAGGCCAAAGGAACGGUAAAAAGUCAUCAAAUAGUAAUGGGACUUCUGCUAACAAAAAGAACUUUGAGCAUAAUGAAUACCAAUCUAAUGCGAACAACGAUAAAUCCAAAGCUUUUAACAAUGCUGAAGGUAAUAAUGGACCACAAUGCCUGGAGGCCAAAACUGGGGUUAGUGACCACCACAGAAGACGAACUUCUAAGCAAAUGAAUCCUGCUGGAAACGUAGGAGGGGAUCAUGGUAGUUUUAUCCAGGGAAAGUAUAAUGGGUAUGAAAAUAACCACUUUCGCGUAAAACGCACAAUUGGAAAUGAACAAUCCCACUUUAACUUCAAUAAUCAUGGAAAACAUUCUGGUGGCAAUCUUAAUGGUACUGGUGGCAGUAAUGGUCAUGUUAAUCAGAUAGGAAGCCAUAAAAGUAAAGGACAAAUACUCAGAAGCAAUGACCAGGAAGCCAAGGGAAUUGGCCUUGACAAUUUUCCAUCUUUGUCUGAUGCAAUUGCAAUAAAAAAAUAA